This is a messenger RNA of Miscanthus lutarioriparius, 900 nucleotides long. The record is from the annotation of a GenBank genome assembly. NCBI's taxonomy places the organism in Eukaryota, Viridiplantae, Streptophyta, Magnoliopsida, Poales, Poaceae.
AUGGUUUAUGAGCAGACAAACGCCCACUUGUUCUACGCAGGACGACGACGGGCCCGCCAACACCCCAUUUACGGCGUCGCGGUGUACAACGUGACCACCGGCCAGUGGCGCCGGGAGCGCGGCGCCCCGCCCGUGGUCCCGGUCUUCGCGCAGUGCGCGGCGGUGGGUACCCGCCUCGCCGUCCUCGGCGGCUGGGACCCGCGCACCUUCGAGCCCGUCGCCGACGUGCACGUCCUGGACGCCGCCACGGGGCGGUGGCGCCGGGGCGCGCCGAUGCGCUCGGCGCGGUCCUUCUUCGCGUGCGCUGAGGCGGGCGGCAGGAUCUACGUGGCCGGGGGCCACGACAAGCACAAGAACGCGCUCAAGACGGCGGAGGCCUACGACCCCGAGGCCGACGCGUGGGACCCGCUGCCCGACAUGUCGGAGGAGCGCGACGAGUGCGAUGGCAUGGCCACCGUGGCGGGCGACCGGUUCCUGGCCGUCAGCGGGUACCGCACGGCGCGGCAGGGCGGGUUCGAGCGUGACGCGGAGUGGUUCGACCCCGCCGCGGGCGCCUGGCGGAGGCUCGAGCGCGUCCGGGCUCCGCCCUCCGCGGCCCACGUCGUUGUGAAAGGGCGCGUCUGGUGCAUCGAGGGCAACGCCGUCAUGGAGUGGAUGGGGAUGCGGCGCGGGUGGCGCGAGGUCGGCCCUUACCCGCCGGGGCUCAAGGCCGGCACGGCGCGCGCUGUAUGCGUGGGAGGAGGGGACAAGGUCGUGGUGACCGGGGCGCUUGAUGGGGAGGGCGGCGGUGGGCGGCAUGCCGUGUGGGUGUUUGAUGUCAAGACCAAGAGCUGGACCGUCGUGCGCCCGCCGCCCGAGUUCGCCGGCUUCGUCUUCUCCGUCGCGUCCGUCCGGAUCUGA